Molecule: messenger RNA, 318 nt
Organism: Hibiscus syriacus
Lineage: Eukaryota; Viridiplantae; Streptophyta; Magnoliopsida; Malvales; Malvaceae
Exons: 2
Source: RefSeq, a predicted model, not a curated record
UAUCCAGAAUUAUGUGCAAUUCAUGAAAAAGAUCCAUCCACAAGGCCAGAAGGUGGAGAAAGUGUUGAAGAUGUGGUUGCUAGACUUGCAAGUGCAAUGGCAACUAUGGAAUCCGAAUGUCAGGGAUGUGCGAUAUUGGUUGUCAGCCAUGGUGAUCCGUUACAGAUCUUGCAAACCAUACUCAAAGCAGCUUCAAAACAGACGGGAUCAAUUUGCGGUGACUGGGCAUCGAGAAUUCAAGCUGUCAGAAUCCCUUCUAUUUUGUUUCAGCAUCGGAAGUUCGUACUGCGUACAGGAGAGCUUAGGACAGUUCUGUAA